AUGUCUCAUUCUACGUCAUCUUCCCCUCCUCCAUCUAGAGUUUCUUCCCCGUGCUGUACAUCUAGCUCUACGGAUCACAUGUCCAUCACCGGUUCUCCUACCGAGUGUUGCUCUAAUGUUCUCUCUUCUUCUGCACCUACCUCACUGCCAACUAGCACUGCUUCUCCUCCUACUUCUAUGCCUUCUGCUCAUUCAAUACACACUCGCUCAAGUCUGGCACCACGUGCUUGGUUUCAUCGCUUUAGUUCAUUUCUCCUGGCUCAUGAUUUUAUUUGCAGCAAAUUAGAUACAUCCAUGUUUAUUUACCGUUCAUCAUCUGGUAUUCUUAUUUUAUUACUUUAUGUUGAUGGCAUUAUUCUUAUUGGUAGUCAUUCUUCUUUUCUUGAUCACUUCAUUAGUCGUCUCUCUAGACAAUUUGCCAUGAAAGACUUAGGUGAUUUUCAUUACAUUCUUGGUGUUCAGGCAGUUCGUUCUUCUAAUGGUCUUCAUUUGUCACAACAAAAGUAUAUUUCUGAUUUGCUUCUUAAAUUUCACAUGCAUACAUGCAAACCAGUUCGCACCCCUAUUACUUCUCGCACUUCUCUUUGUAUUAUGGAUGGUGAGUUACUUUCAGAUCCUAGUGAAUAUAGGAGUAUGGUUGGAGCUCUUCAAUACUUAACUAUGACUCGUCCAGAUAUUGCCUAUGUUGUUAACAUUGUUUCACAAUUUAUGCAUGCUCCACGUACUACUUAUCUGCAUUGUGUGAAGCGCAUUUUCAGGUAUUUACAGGGUACCAUUAUAUCUGAAUUGUUCUUACGUGCCUUUUCAUCUGCCUCUUUUAUAUUAGCCUAUUCGGAUGCUGAUUGGGCUGGUUGUCUUGAUAGUCGACGCUCUACCACAGGGUUUGCGGUAUUUUUGGGCUCUAAUCUUAUCUUAUGGCGUGCAAAGAAGCAACUAACAAUCUCUAAAUCUUCUACAAAGGCUGAGUACAGAGCUAUCGCCUGUACUGGCUGA
Messenger RNA from Nicotiana tabacum (common tobacco), 993 nucleotides. The record is from RefSeq and is a predicted model, not a curated record. NCBI's taxonomy places the organism in Eukaryota, Viridiplantae, Streptophyta, Magnoliopsida, Solanales, Solanaceae.